AUGCAGUGCCCGUCUGCGCUACAGCUCCUGGUCGCGGCCUUGGUGGCCCCGGCCACGGCUGCCACUUGGAAGAACGUCAACAUUGGCGGCGGUGGUGGCUUCGUUCCGGGUAUUGUGUUCCACCCGACGACCAACGGUGUCGCGUAUGCCCGGACGGAUAUCGGUGGUCUGUACAGGCUAAACGACGACGACUCGUGGACCCCCCUGACUGAUAGCAUCAACACCAACGAGAAAUGGGGCAACUGGGGCAUCGAUACCAUGGCACUUGACCCUCAGGACCCCGACAAGGUCUACGCUGCUACCGGCAUGUACACCAACGACUGGGACCCCAACCCCGGCGCCAUCAUUCGCAGUUCCGACAGGGGCGCCACGUGGACCUCCGCCGAGCUGCCCUUUAAGGUUGGCGGAAAUAUGCCCGGCCGUGGCAUGGGCGAGAGGCUGGCCGUGGACCCCGCCAAUUCUGAUAUCCUCUACUUUGGUGCUCGCAGCGGCAACGGCCUGUGGAAGAGCACGGACGGUGGUGCGACCUGGGCCAAGGUUGAGUCCUUCACGAACCCCGGCACUUACAUCGCCGACCCCAGCGACGCCAGUGGAUACAACUCAGACAUCAUCGGCCUGGCUUUUGUCACCUUCGAUUCGACGUCUGACGUUAUCGAUGGCGCCACCUCUCGCAUUUUCGUCGGAACCGCCGACAACAUUACCGCCUCAUUCUAUGUGUCCAACGAUGCUGGCGCGACUUGGGAGGCCGUGGAGGGCCAACCCAAGAAAUAUUUCCCUCACAAGUGCAGGCUCCAGCCGGAGGAGAAGGCUCUCUACCUCAGCUACAGCGACGGCGCUGGCCCGUACGAUGGCACCCAGGGAGGCGUACAUCGUUACGAUAUCGCUACCGGCACUUGGAAGGACAUCACCCCCGUUUCGGGCGCUGACCUGACCUUCGGCUUCGGCGGUCUCAGUGUCGACAUGCAGAAGCCCGGCACUCUUAUCGUCGCUACUCUGAACUCGUGGUGGCCCGAUGCCCAGAUUUACAGGUCAACCGACUCGGGCGAGACCUGGACCACUAUUUGGGAGUGGGUUGGCUACCCGGACCAGAACUGGUACUACGGGCUCUACACCGACAACGCCCCGUGGAUCAACGCUGGCUUCAUCUCCCAGGACACUAAGCGCCUAGGUUGGAUGAUUGAGGCCCUGGAGAUUAACCCCCUGGACAGCGACCACUGGCUGUACGGAACCGGUCUGACCCUGUAUGGUGGCCACGACCUGACCAAAUGGGACACCGCCACUCGCAAUGUCACCAUCUCCUCGCUGGCCGUUGGCAUCGAGGAGAUGGCCGUGCUGGGCCUUGCUUCCCCGGUCGGUGGAUCCGAGCUCCUGGCUGCCGUUGGCGAUGACUGCGGUUUCACCUUUGCGACCAGCGAGGACCUUGGCACCUCGCCUCAGACACCGUGGAUGAACCCCAUCUGGACUAGCGCCACCGAUGUUGACUAUGCCGGCAACAAGCCCGAGAACGUUGUCCGCGUCGGCAACUCCAACGGCGCCCCACAGGUCGCCGUCUCCACCGACGGUGGUGCCACCUGGAACGCUCACCCCGGAACCGAUGACACCAAGAACAGCGGAACCCUCGCCUACUCGGCCGAUGCCGACACCAUCCUCUGGUCGUCGGGAACCUCUGGCGUACUCCGGUCGCAGGAUCAGGGCACAUUCGCCGCUGUGGCAUCCGUCCCCUCUGGUGCCGCCAUCGCCGCUGACAAGCGCAACAACACUGUCUUUUACGCUGGCUCCGGUGCCGCCUUCUACCGCAGCACCGACACUGGAGUCACCUUCACGAAGGUCGCCUCCGCCCUCGGUAAGGCCACCGCCGUCAAGGACAUCGCGGCACACCCGGACGUGGCGGGCGAGGUCUGGGUCAGCACCGAUGUGGGCCUGUUCCGCAGCACCGACUUCGGCGUGACCUUAACCGCGGCCGGCGCCAGCAGCCUCAGCAAGACGGAGCAGAUCUCCAUUGGCAAGGGCGAGGGCAGCGCCUGGAACCUCUACGCCUUCGGCGUGGGCGCCAACGGCGCCAAGCUGUACGCCACCUCGGACAACGGCGCCACGUUUGUCGACGUCCAGGGCGACCAGGGCUUCGGCUCCAUGGGCGCCAACCGCGUCGUCGGCAGCGGCAACGUCGCCGGCCAGGUCUACGUCGGCACCAACGGCCGCGGCGUCUUCUACGCCCAGGUCUCUGUCCCCGGCGGCGGCGGCGGUCCCAACCCCUCCGCGAGCUCCACCUCGGCCGUGCCCUCGGCCACCGAGUCGGCCUGCCCGACCACCCUGUCGACCUCGACCGUCAAGCCCCCCGCGUCUUCUUCGGCGGUGCCAACCACCACCACUAGCAGCAGCUCGCCGCCGGUGACGUCGGCGCCCGCCCUUGCUGAGAGGUGGCAGCAGUGUGGUGGGAACUCGUGGCAGGGUCCUACGGCCUGUGUGGCGCCGUGGACGUGCCAGAAGCAGAAUGACUGGUACUCUCAGUGUCUGUGA
Messenger RNA from Chaetomium globosum CBS 148.51, 2517 nucleotides. RefSeq lists its product as uncharacterized. The coding region runs from base 1 to 2517 and encodes 838 amino acids. Gene Ontology annotation, biological process: xyloglucan metabolic process. Gene Ontology annotation, cellular component: extracellular region. Gene Ontology annotation, molecular function: cellulose binding; protein binding. The record is from RefSeq and is a predicted model, not a curated record. Lineage: Eukaryota; Fungi; Ascomycota; Sordariomycetes; Sordariales; Chaetomiaceae. The transcript is spliced from 4 exons.